This is a messenger RNA of Sitodiplosis mosellana (orange wheat blossom midge), 3408 nucleotides long. RefSeq names its product hamartin (gene Tsc1). NCBI's taxonomy places the organism in Eukaryota, Metazoa, Arthropoda, Insecta, Diptera, Cecidomyiidae. Gene Ontology annotation, cellular component: TSC1-TSC2 complex. The record is from RefSeq and is a predicted model, not a curated record. Gene Ontology annotation, biological process: negative regulation of TOR signaling; regulation of cell cycle; negative regulation of cell population proliferation. The transcript has 3 exons. Bases 232 to 3105 code for a protein of 957 amino acids.
UCAGGUGGUGUUUUGACAGAACGAAACAUUUUGACAUUACGCACAUCUGACACAUAAGUAUGGGUUCCAUUUUUGACAAUUAUAUAUUUCUCUUUUUCUUUGCAGUAUUGAAUUGUAUGUGCUCUUUGUGAUCGUAUUUUUUGUUGAGAAAGAAAAAGUGUUUUUCGGUAGAAAAAUUGGACAGCGACGAGUGCGAAUCGUUCAUACUCACAGCGAAAAGAGUCGAAUAAAAUGAGCGAACUUUUUAAAAAUCUCGAAUCAAAUAAUCCAACGCUGGUGGAAGAAUCCAAAAAUGAGCUCAUUAAAUCACUCGGACAAACAAAAGAGAAUUGGCUGGUGUAUGGGAUGAUGGAGCAUUUUGCCACGCAAAAUUCCAUUAAAAUUGUCGAAAUACUAGUCAAGGUACCGCAAUCACAUGACACCUACAUAUUCGAUAAGCUAUUCGAUUGGGUCAACACGAGUGAAAAGCGAAAUCAGGCAUUCAAAUUGUUUGCAUUGAUUGUGCAAAAACAUCCGUCGUGGCUGUAUCGAGUGGUUAAUCAUCGAUUGUUUCGUGAAAUGUUGAACAUCGUCAAAACCGAACGGAAUAUCAACACAACGUUACAUGGCCUUUUCUGCAUCACCAUACUGUUGCCGAUAAUUCCAGCGCUGAUGAACGAUUAUCUGCAAGAUUUAUUCACAAUUCUUCUAUUUUUGGCCAAUUGGAAGGCGACCAAUAGUCCCGAACUGUGCGGCAAUCAACCCGUUUAUCUGCAGACUGGCAUUGAACGAUUGUUCCAACGCCUGUACGGCAUGUAUCCGUGCAAUUUUAUGGCAUAUCUGCGUGAACACAUAAAUGAAAAGACAAUGAAGGUGAUUGGGCCGUUAGUUGAAAAUACACGCGGCCAUCCGAUGCUGGUGUUUUCGAAUGCCGAAUUGGAGAAGAAUCAGGCACGUUGGAAGGAGAUGGAACCACACGAUAUCGUACAAGAAUGCGAGAAAUUCUCGUUGGAAGUUUCGGUGAGGAGUAAAGAGUGUGAACAAGAACACAAAGAAACACCGUGGUACAGCCAAAUACUAGCAAAUGACCGUUUUAAACACACAUUUGCGCCAAUUUCUGCGACUGAAACAAGUACAAAGUAUAAAGUUAAGAAUGCAAAUAAAUGGGAUAACAUUUGGUCACCGAGUAGUGCGGUGUUAGCCACACCACCGCCAACCAAUACAAUGGCCAUUACACAUACGCCGACGCCGAUUAUGUCGCAGAAUUACAACAUUCAGUCGAUACCUGGCAGUGGACAGUACACAAGUAGCGGUGCAUCGCCACCAGAAGCAGCCGUUGAAGCCACUCCGGAGACGACUCCACUGAGAGAUUUCAAGCCACAUCGACCAUAUCCGGUCAAUUCAAGUGCGGCCCGAACGAUAUGGGGCAAUUCGUCGCAGCCGUCAUCACCGUUGAAGAGAGACGAACAUUUCCGAUAUGAAAUUAUGCAUGUGACGAAUGCGACAAGUGAAAAAUUCCUCAAAAUGAUGAUUGACCGGAAUGAGGAGAAGCAUAAGUCAACCGUCAGCCGAUACAAUGAUAUUGAAAUCCAGAAUCCGUUGUGCGAAAAUGAUGAUACGCUAAAUAUUGAAUCGAGCAAAGAGGAUGAAGAGGUGACGGAAAUAAACAAACUUAAGACGAAUAAACUGACUGAAACCACACCAAACACCGAAAAAGAUAUUCGAAGUCGAGCCAAUUUAAUGAAAUACCAUCAAAUGAAAAGUAUGGAAGAUAGUUUCGGUCAAACCGACUAUUUGAUGUUCAAUCCGAACGAGUUUGAUGAGAAAACCAAGAAAAUGUCAAACAAUGAACGGGAGACAAAGACUUUGGGCGGGCAAAAGGGCAACAUUUGCACGGUGGAAACACAAACGGAUAUUACGAUGCCGUUAGCAUCGGGCGGUCUAUUGGAUCAAUAUGUGGAAACAACAAUCAAACGGCAUUUAACAACGGAUCCAAGCAGUCGCGCUGACAUGGAACUCCAAUUGUUGUACUUGCAAUUGCAAUACGAACGAUACCGCCGUGAAGUGUAUGCCGAGCGAAAUCGACGUUUAUUAGGCCGAAGCCGAGAUAAUGCAACACUCAAAACGGAUAUCGAAAAAUUGAAGUCGCAACUGGAGAGUCUGUCACGCGAGCACAGUUCGUUGAUCAAAAAUUUCAAUGAAGCAAAAGUGGCGCAGAACACCACGGAACACAAAUUAUCCACCGAAUGCAAUUUGAUGCGUGAAGAAAUCCAAAUGCAACGUGACACAAAUAAAAAAUUGCAAUUGAACAUCGAAACGUUGGACCGUCGUUUGGCCGAAGAGGUCGAAGAGAAAAAGCGAUAUGCGGGUAUGCUCGAAUCUGCUCAGGCUGAGAUAUUCGAUUUGAAGAAUUUGCUGCGACAAUGUCAAUACCAAGCCGAUGUUGGAGCCAAAUACAAAGAAGAACUGCAACGGCUACAAUCACGUGAAGUUUUGAUGGGCGAAAUCAAGUUGAAAUGCAGCGAGAAACUGAUUGAAUUGGAAAAUUUGCGUGCACGUGAAAGUGAAAUAAAUAACAUCAAAGACGCAUGCUUGGAAGAAGUCAAAGAAUUGAAAUCAGAACUAACGAGCAAAACAUCAUCGCUGGAUGCAGCUAAGGAGCGUAUACAGAAUAUGGAGGCGCAAUUACAGCGACAAAAUGGGGUCGUUUCGGAUCAAAAGCGAUUCGUGAAAAUGGUAAAAGAAGAAUAUGAAGAGAAGCUGAAGGCAGUGGAAGCUAAAUAUGCGGCACAAAAGGCCAUCAUCUUACGAAUGGAGGAAUGCAUUUUAGAUCCGAGUAAACAUCGGUCGAAUGUUAAUUCCGAACCGGAUAAAUCAGAUACAGUUGGCUCACUGGACCACGCAUCACCGCUAUCGAUGUCGUUGGCAUCGAGCGAGGGAAUGUCAUGGAGUUUGAAAUCUGUUACCGAAAUCAAGAACUUAUCACAUCUUUUGGACAACAGUACUUCAACAGUAUUUUCACCAUCCAGCCUUAAUGGGGACACGUCUUCCAGUAAUCGUUUAGCACAAGUGUCCGAUGAUAUUCCUGUACCUAGCACAAGUCACUCGCAAUUUUAUCCAUCAUAAAGUGUCGCACCACAAUUCGGGGCAAUAGUUGCGUUUGGAAGAGCGAAAGAGAAAUAAAAUUUACCUUUUUUACUAUUUGGAAUCGCUCAUACGGCUAAAUAUAGCCUAGCAAAAUUCCUUCCCACUAAACAAAAUCAUAGCUGCAUAAGAAUAUUCUGUUUUAAAAAAAAAUGAAGCUUCAAGCAUGCUUUGGAUUAUAAAACAAUGUUAAUACAUUCAACUUAAGAAGAUGUGCACACAUUUUUAAUACAAAUCAAUGAAAUCGGCUGCAUAAAUAAAAUGCCGUUUAUUUUGGAAGCAAAA